AUGCGAUCCCUCGAAAGGUCCUCCACAAACACACCCGGCAAUUGUGCAGACCCGACAGCGACCAAGCCGACUCGUAAACCACGGCCGAGCGAAUACCUGAAGCCACCGCCCUUUCACCGAUCGUCACGUCAAGCGCUCCGCACCAGGGACAACAACCAAAAUGCCACAUCCUUGACCUCCAAGAACAGCAACAAUAAUAGCAAUACCCCCAACACGGCCACUACAAUCACAACAAGUACGACGAGGCUGUCGCGCGCCAUGUCGGACAACAGGCCUCGGCAGCCACAGCUCAGUGCUGCUGCUGCCCGAGCCGCCAAUCGCCCUCCCGUCACCGCGAAAGUAGCCACAACAACACCGAAGCCCUCCUCCAGUGUUGGAGCACAAUACCCGUAUUCACAACAGCCCCAUGCUGCUACCUCGCCUCUUCCAUCCGGGCGAAGAGCACAAGAUGGUCCAGCGCUUGGACUGGCAAACAUCACACCGCGUACAGGAACCAGGCAGGUCCGCGUCGAGAGCGCCAAUUCCACACCGAGCGGAACACCGAACCCAGACAAGGGCUUGGACGGAUGGGAGCACAUUGGGAGUAGGACGCCAUUAAACGGCUCCAUGGUGGACGGAAACAGGGGCCAGGCUCAAACCGACCAAGAUAACAAGUUCUUCUACGCCAGCGAUGCCUCAAGACCUGUCUCUCAGUCGUCCAUUGGUCAAGCUCAACAGCAGCCACCGCCGCCGCCGCAGCAGCAGCGAGCCGCCCCUGUGUUGCAAAAGGCCGCAUCAUUCUUCUAUGCGAAUGGCUCCUCAGCGGAGGCCAAGAGAACAACAACCCACGUCGACCAAAUUCUUCUACGCAAACGGGACGCCCGAUAUGCCCUCGAGGCCAGCGCUGCCAACGUCGGCAUCUGGGUCGACCGUGUCAACGAGCUCGAGGAUGGCGGGGCAAAGGCCCGGCACUGGCAGUUCGGCGCCAGGGCCUGCGCCCACGUCCAUGUCAAGACCCAUGUCGCCGGUCAAGCCGGCCACGGCAUCGCCAUCUGUCGUUUCAUUACAAGGAAGUGCGUUGCCUCCUGGGCCUGCGAUCAGACCUGGUCUGGCAUCGCCUCCGUCAUUGGCUCCAGCGUGCCGACUUCUGACCAGCUCGUCUUGCCGAAAUACCCUGCGCGGGCGCCACAGUCGCCCGAGGCCACGUCCGUUGCUUCGCCGCCCCUGAGUCCGGGCCUUGUGCGCCCAGCAAUGUCAAUGGCUUCGUUACUUCAGGCGGCCGGGGAGCUGGAGAAGGAAGAUGAAGUCUCGGGCAGUGAACACACCCCUCCCGAAGUAUCGAGCCCGACAAAAUCGACUCCCUCUGGUGAUCCUAUCAGUGAGCUCGUGGCCAAUGCUCGAAGGGAGCGUAAAGUGCAAGAUCUCGAGAUUACCAAUGCAUCACUCGAAGCCAUCAACCGGACUCUGGAGCGCCAGCUCCGGAAACAAACAGCCGAAAUCCGUCGAUACAGGCGUCUCUCCCGUGCUGGUCGCUUGUCGGCGCCCUCCAGCCGUGUCGCCUCCGCCGCCCUGACCGAACCCCCGAUCGAAAUGUCCGAUGUGAGUGAGGAGGAGAGCGAUUCGGAGGCGCAAGACUCUUUCCACGAGUCUGACUUGUCGACGGACGAUGAGACUGGCUCGCAGGCGGAGCCCAUGUCUCCCAACGCCAAGAUGGCGGCCAGGCGGAAACGAGAUGAGAUGCGCCUGCAGCUCGACCUCACCAAACACCAGGAGCUCCUCAUUGACAGCCAGAAGAUCAACCAGAGUAUUAAGCGCUGCAUGGAUUGGACAGAGGUUCUCAUUAAAGAGGGACAGAAGGCGCUGGCUUACCAUGUCAGGGUGUCUGAUGUUGAGCUAGGCGGCAAGGUCCUCGCACCACCUGACGAGGAGGAUGAGGACGGCGGCCUGGCCAGGCGAGAGGACACGCCCAAAGCGAAUGGCCUGGAGACGAUUCCGUCCAUCACGUUGGAGCCGGUCGCAGAAAAGCCGUCACCCGCUCGCGACAGUGGGAUAGAGCUGGCGCCGGACGGCGGCUGA
Molecule: messenger RNA, 2055 nt
Organism: Emericellopsis cladophorae
Lineage: Eukaryota; Fungi; Ascomycota; Sordariomycetes; Hypocreales; Bionectriaceae
Exons: 3
Coding region: 1-2055 (684 amino acids)
Source: RefSeq, a predicted model, not a curated record